AAAUUGGCAGAGGUGUAAGGAGAGGUUCGGAAGCGUCUCAGAUAAUGCUUCGAUGAGCCCGCAGACUCGGGAAAGAGCUCAGAAGGCAAAGCAGGUUAUGGAGUCUCUACACCUGAGAUGAAUAAGUAUUGUUACUGGAACUCGCCAAGAGAUGUGCCGUACGAGGUAGAUCCGGAGACGCGAUUGCGGCAAAUGCUCACAAGAUCUCAAAAUUAUCUAAAAAAAGAAACAGUUUAUUUCCAGGAGAAAUCUGCCCUGUUCACCUUUCUCCACGAAUUCAUAUGAGGUCAUUGUCUAUCGGGCAUCACAAGCUCGCGUGACCCACAGUUGUUAGUGACCGAGCCUCGGGACCGGGCGCCAAGAGAGGAACAAAGAACAAGACCAAGGAAGACUGCGGCCAGACUUCGGGAACGUCGGCUGCAUCUUAUAACGUGUAAACUUAGUUAACCCUGGAGGCCUGAACAGCAACAUAAAAUGGCGCCUCUGACAGCUCAGGAGAUCAUCGCUCAUCCAGCAUAUGAGACUGUAGACUGGAAACUCCCUCCCACAACCUCGGGACGGGCCCUGGUGGCUCAGAACAGGCGCGGAGGUCCGAUCAACCUGAACUACGAGAUCCAUGGCACGGGACCCGUGAAGCUAGUUGGGAAGUACGAUGCUAAUUCCAAUCAGUGGAUCAUGGGCCUAAAUGCCACCCUGAAAGACUGGAAGCGCCAAACCAAGUACUUCGGCCACCUCAACGGCUCGAAAUACUCCUGUCUGGUGUUCGAUAAUCGCGGCGUAGGCCAAUCCGACAAACCCACCUGCUUCUACUCCACAAGCGAGAUGGCCCGCGAUGUCGUGGACCUCGUCAGCUCGCUGGGCUGGAUCGACCUGAAAGCUCCCGCGACACGCGCCAUCCACGUCAUCGGCGCCAGCAUGGGCGGCAUGAUCGCCCAAGAAGUCGCGAUGCUCAUCCCGGACCGGCUCGCCAGCCUGACGCUCUGCUGUUCGGCUCCGCGACUCGUGCGCACAACGCCCUUCUUCGAGAACCUGCAGCAGCGCGCGAGCAUGUUCAUCCCGCGGCAUGUGGACGUGGAGAUCGACCGAAUCGCGGCGACGCUGUUUGCGAGUGAGUUUCUGGCGCAGCCGGACACAGAGAAUGAGGAUCCUGCGUUGAAUUUUCCGACGAAGAGGGAUCGCUUUGCGGCGGGGCAUUUGAGGAAGAAGGCGGAUACGGAGUCGUAUACGCCCAAGGGGUUCUUGUUGCAGGUGACUGCUUGCUACUUUCACCAUAAGUCUCCAGAGCAGGAGCGGAUUCUUGUUUUGCAUGGGACGGAGGAUAGAAUGCUUACGUUUCGUCAUGGGGAGCUUUUGAAAGAGGAGAUUGGUGAGGGGAUUACAUGGAAGGUUUUUGAAGGGGCCGGGCACAUGCUGGGGUGGGAGACGGAGCAUGAGGUGAAUCAGUCGAUACAGGAAUUGGUGGACCGGUUUAGUUGA
This is a messenger RNA of Aspergillus novofumigatus IBT 16806, 1476 nucleotides long. Its product is annotated as alpha/beta fold hydrolase. The transcript has 3 exons. The record is from RefSeq and is a predicted model, not a curated record. NCBI's taxonomy places the organism in Eukaryota, Fungi, Ascomycota, Eurotiomycetes, Eurotiales, Aspergillaceae. The coding region runs from base 475 to 1476 and encodes 333 amino acids.